GGACAGAACUUUUCAGUCAUCUGUUUUGAGCAAGACUUCUUUAAAUCUGAGUGUUUCACACUGGCAGCAAAAUUGUUCUAUAGUUUUGGUUAUGAUGUUGGAAAAGUGUUCAUUCUGUAAAAAUGGGGAUUGUGUAAAGCCAAUAAAAGUUGAAAAGAAACCUGGAAAAACAGCUGCCAAGAUCCGAAUUGAAGAUGAUGGGAGCUAUUUUCAAAUCAAUCAGGAUGGAGGAGCACAAAAGCUUGAAAAGGCUAAAAUUACCCUGAAUGAUUGUUUAGCUUGUAGUGGCUGCAUCACAUCUGCAGAAAGCGUGUUAAUCACUCAGCAGAGCCAUGAAGAGCUCUACAAAGUGUUAAGUUCCAAUAAGACUGCAGCUCCUAAUCAACAGAAGCUAGUUAUAGUUUCGGUUUCACCACAAUCCAGAGCAUCACUAGCUGCAAGAUUUAAGAUGACGCCUCUAGAAACAGCAAAGAAAUUGACAGCAUUCUUAAAAAAUUUAGGUGUGCACUAUGUGUUUGAUACAACUUUCUCAAGAAACUUCAGUUUGCUGGAGAGCCAACGAGAGUUUGUACGACGCUUUCAAAGGCAAACUGAAGAUAAAAAGGCUUUGCCCAUGCUGGCCUCUGCCUGUCCAGGUUGGAUCUGCUAUGCGGAGAAAACUCAUGGAAGUUUUGUUAUUCCUUACAUUAGUACCACUAAGUCCCCACAGCAGGUCAUGGGCUCCUUGAUCAAGGGUCACUUUGCAAAACAGCAGCAUUUUUCACCUGACCAGACCUACCAUGUGACAGUAAUGCCCUGUUAUGACAAAAAACUGGAAGCUUCAAGACCAGACUUCUUCAGCCAAGAGUACCAAACUCGUGAGGUUGACUGUGUAAUUACUACGGGAGAAGUUCUACGCUUGUUGGAACAAAAGGGAGUCUCUCUGUCAGAUGUGGACGCGUCUCCUUUGGAUACCAUGUUUAGCAGCGUUUCAGAAGAGGAGCUCCUUGGCCAUUCUGGUGGCGGUUCUGGGGGCUAUUUGGAGCACAUAUACAAGUAUGCAGCAAAAGAACUGUUUGGGAUUCAAGUGGAUGAAGUUCAAUACAAACCUUUAAAAAACAAGGAUUUCCAGGAAGUGACACUGGAAAAGGAUGGCACAGUCCUGCUGCAGUUUGCCUUGGCUUAUGGAUUUCGAAACAUACAGAACUUAGUGCAAAAACUGAAACGAGGAAAAUCACCGUAUCACUAUGUUGAAGUCAUGGCUUGCCCAUCAGGCUGUUUAAAUGGAGGUGGUCAGAUCAGAGCAGAAGGUGACUCCAGCAAGGAUUUGCUUCAGCAAGUUGAGAAGUUGUAUGAAUCUGUUAAGACUGAAAUUCCAGAGAGGAACCGCACUGUAAAAGAACUGUAUGAACAGUGGCUGGGUGGUACAAACUCAGAAAAAGCUGGAACAACGUUGCACACGGCAUACCAUGCAGUGGAGAAAAUGAACUCUGGCUUUAAUAUCAAAUGGUGAAGAUGUAUAAUGCACUUGUAUUUCUACAGGGACUGUAAAGCUGUGAGACCAAGAGGUACACUUACUCAGUGCCCUUUUAAGUCAUCUGUCAUUUUAAAGUCCUCAAAAGCCAACAUGUGCACUGAAAUUCUAGGAUACCGUGACUGGAAGAACACGAUACAUAAAAAAUGUCCUGCAACUAAAAGAUAAUGUGUAUAUAUCCUGGUACUGCUAAUGAGUUCCUACAGCUUCUGAGGCUAUUUAAAUAAAAACAGAUGCUGACUUGGGAUGUGAAAUAUGUCUCAUUAAAAGAAGCAGUGUAUAUUAGCCACCACACCACCUUUAUGGCCCCAACCCUGCAUUCCUUUUCACACACACCCAGUCACACUGGAGUCAAUCAAUGCAUUUAAGGUACACAGAAUCCAGGACUGACUCGUGUCAACUGUGACAUUUGGAUGUUCUUGAUAAGUCAAAAUUUUACCAGUCCUGUACCUGAACAACACAUCUGCUAUAUUUUCACAGCAUGAAGUUUUAGGGCUGUGACUCUUAGGACCUCAUGUUCCAGUUAGAGUUGGGUUAACUGGCCCCUGGUAUUCCAUUUCCUGCUCCUGGAGUCUAGCUGUGACAUCUUUUCCUGUAUUUCAAGUAAGCUGAAGGUUUCAUAGGCAUGGAUGGAAGCAGCUUACAAGGGAGUGAGUGUUCUGUUUAAAACUUUUAUUACCUGCUGAACUCUGACCUGAAUGAAUGGGCAGAAAAACCUGUCACCAAAUAAUCUACAGCUGCCUAUGUGAAUUAGAGGGAUUAACAGAACAGCAGAGUCUACCUAAUAUCUCAGUAGCAGAGUUCACUAGUGGAUGCUACCUGACACUCAGAUGAAGCAAGUGAUCUUCAUACAGUAUGUUCCACAGAAGGGUUAAACAGGCACUUUUCUUUUCAUUUCUGAAUGACACACAGUACUCAGCAUAAUUAUGCUUCAGUUCUGAAUAGGGCCUCUGGCUGCUACUGUAAUACAAAUACUAAGACCAGAAUAUUAAGCCUGUGAGAUCAGAGAAGAAUCAAGGGCAGUAAUUUACCAGAAGGAAUAUCAUGGUAGUGAGUAUAAAGUCCCUCCAUAGUUAAUACAAAGCACCAACACAUCUUACGCAAAACUACUGCUCUACUUGUCUUGGAACACCUGGUCUCUGGUUUGUUUGGUUAGAAACAUGUACCUUAAAUGUGCUGCUCUUGCUUAUGGGCAUUCUGAGAACUCCUCAUGUUAAACAGGGUAAAGACCUUUUUAUUUCAUUUUUGCUCACUGUGAAUUUCUAAUUUCCUACUAAAUUUCUUUACUUAGUAUGGUCUAAGAAUUCUUCGACCCUCACUUAACAAUGGAUUAAGGGAUAUGGUCAGGUUUGAAAAGUUAAAAUACUCCCAGAUACUGUACCUGCCACGCUUUGUGGGUUUACAAUCACAUGUUCCCAUAUUUAAAAAUGCUUCUUCCCCACCCUGCUGGGUGUGAGACCCACAGAGCAAAAGGAAGGUAACUGACUAUAGAGAAAGUGCUGUGAAGUGUGCACAAUGUAGAAAUUCUCUUCCGGUGAAUCAUUUUACAUAUUACUUUCACCAAUAAUGUACAUGAUUUUAAGCUAUUGUCCCUUUAAGUCCCACACAAAACACAGCAGACCUUCCUGUCACUUUUUGGUUAAACCCUGACCAACAAAUUGGUUUCUUUUGAUAGCUUUUAAGCCGCAAACUACACUCCAAUCUAAGCCAUGCCUUGACAAGCUGUUAGAAAUCCUCCUUCAGGGAGGUUAGGCUCUGGGCCUACAAAUGCUUUAUGCAUCCAAGUAGUCCCAUUGAAGUCAAUAGCAGUACUCAGGUGCUUAAAUGUUAAGCAUGCAGAUUUGGAGGACAGGAGCUUUACAUUUUUUCUUUUUAAAAGAACAAAUGUUAUAUGCAAUUCAAAUUUUGUUCACUUACUGGGUUCGUUAAAGCAUUUUAUCUUUUGCAUGCCUGGGUUCCUGCCUUUCAAAUAAGAUGACAUAGGCCUAAUGCAGAAUAGGGAAAAUUAGAUAGCCGGAGAGAAAGAUACCAUUUCACUUAUCGUCUAGCAAAGCAGAAGUUGACUGGCCUUUUGGUAGGACUGAAUGUAUAAUAUUUGAAAAUCUCAAACUCCUCCACAUUUCAGAUCACUGAAGUAUUCAUGCUGACCUGUUUCUAUUUGUUAGUUUUGGUUCUAAACAGAGCAUCAGAUCAAACUAGCAACAGAUCUACCUCCAUCUUGUCUUUUACAACUUUGCUUUUGACAAUGAUUGCCUUUUAUACCUGUAAAAAAAAGUCUUGUUUUCUCUUGCUGCCUCACUUUUUAAAGUAAUCCAGUGUUUACCAAAAAUAAACCAUCAGUAACAUGCACGACUGUCAAAGUUAAAAAAAAAAUCAAAGCUUUAUUUAAAGUUGUCAUUACACUCUACUAGCGAGUACACAGUGCUCAUCUCGCAAGACUCUCACAUUGCUUUUCUCUCCUGUUUUGUAAGUAGGGGACUAGUUUCAAUGAAUAUUCUCAUGCGUAGUUUUACAGAUAGUAUUCCAUUAAAACGGUAGGUUUUAAUUACAGCAAGACACAUGAAUUCUAGUGUUAAAUGAUGAAAUUCUAAGUUUAGUACACAAGUGCUAUAACUUAACUCUGUACUAAAGUGCAAAACACCCAAGUUCUAUUUCUAUUUGAAAUGUGCAAUCCUCAUUAGGCAUAUACAAAUAAAAUGCUAAUUAGCUAGUGCAGUGUAAAAUUAACCCAUUAGUAAUCUGCAUUUUGUUUUGCUACCCAUUUACAAGAGCUAUAUUCUACACAUCAGUAAAACAAUCUUAGUUGUACAUUCAGUGGUUGUUCGCAUCAGUGUGACACGUUGGGCAGGUCUACACACAAGUUGUACUGUGCAAACCUAGUAUGGAGACAAUUAUAUCGGUUUAUUCUUAAAAACCCCACACUCCUAGCUCACAGUACAUAAAAGAAAAAUCAGGUCAACUAUAAUCCAGUGCUAAGAACUAUCAAGUUUAAUCAAAGCCGUGUGAAAAGUUUUACAAUAGACGUUUUAGUGGGCCCAAUCUGCCUUCCUUUGUGUUCUCAUUCACCUGUGUGAAGUAGGUGUAAAAUCACUGCCAUUUUAAUGGAGUAGUGCGUACAUCUACUGUUGCACUUUGGUGUGAACAGUAACUCAAGGUAGUGGAGAAUGAGGCCUGCUAUUUAAUAGUAAAAGCUAUGGAAUCAUGAAACGGAGCAACUUGCUCCCUAGAACUGCUCCAUCUAAUCCAGGCAUCGGCAUUUUCACAGCUGUUUACAGAGCUACUCUAGAUUUUCUUUCAAAGGAGACCACACUUAAUUCUAAAUAUUGUAAUAAACCGCUCUGGUGCCUUGCAAACUUAAGUACUAUACACAGUUUUCAGAUUUUAAAAAAGCUGCAGUAUUAUUUUUAACAAACUAAAAUUGGAAGGCUGACUUUUUAAAAAAAAAAAACUGAUAAUUUUUACUUCUAAAAUAAUAAUAAUAAAAAAAAAGGUGACGCAAACACAAGUUCUUCCAAAUUUCUUCCCCUUUCCACUAUUUUAAACAGGCAUGUGGGAGGGGAAGACUCUUUGAUGUUCUGUAGUGGGAGAAAAGCAGCAAAACAGAUGCUGCUUACUGACCCAAGGCCCUGAUGCUGCAGACAUGGAUGUGCUUAAUUUCAUGGAUGUGAGUAAUCCCCUAGUCAAUUGCAUAGAAUUAAAUGUGCAUAAGUCUGCACAGGCUUUUAACUGUGGUUCCUUAAUCUGCCUCUGCUGGUACAGGGAGUGCGUAUAAGCCUAUUUUCAAACUAGGAGACUAGGGGAGGUGAUCCAUCAGGCCUUAUGCACAAGCAACUCCCAGUGAAGUCUUACUUUGAAGGACCACAAGCCUGGGCUCCAAUUUAAAGCAUUUUGGGGGGUUAAUCUGUUCCCAUGCUAUGUCCCUAGUAAUUGUUUUGCAAAUCCUAUAACAUUUUUAUUUGGAAUUAUUAAAAACCAGGGUUUUUUUAAAAUGCUGCUUUUGACUUAAAGAUAUUCCUAAAUAUUAAGCAAAAAGACAAUUCCCCUCCAACCCACUCAUUCCAAUUACUCUGCUGCUAGUUUCACCAUGCUGUGAUUAAGAGUGAUACGUUUUUGCCUUAUACACUAUAAUUCUAUUACAUGAAACCUUUCCAACGUGUCAAGGUGGCAGGGGGCCAGUGUCGGCUCCUCGAAAAGAUGCACUGCUUUAUAUACUCUACUGAAUAUACAUGCAGCUGCCAGAUCACACUACAAGGGGCCCAUUCACUGCCCGUUUUGAUUUUCUGGAGACAAUUGUCUUCAGUUGUUAAGGGGAGGUUGGCACAGAAAUCAGCACUUUCAAGUUUCUCAGUUAUAGUUUGAGAGAGUCACUGUUGACAAGGACCGCCAAGGCUUAGUGCAAAAUAAGUGUUAUUUCUAAU
Messenger RNA from Terrapene triunguis (Three-toed box turtle), 5931 nucleotides. RefSeq names its product cytosolic iron-sulfur assembly component 3 (gene CIAO3). The record is from RefSeq and is a predicted model, not a curated record. The transcript has 11 exons. Bases 92 to 1492 code for a protein of 466 amino acids. Gene Ontology annotation, biological process: iron-sulfur cluster assembly. NCBI's taxonomy places the organism in Eukaryota, Metazoa, Chordata, Testudines, Emydidae. Gene Ontology annotation, cellular component: cytosolic [4Fe-4S] assembly targeting complex. Gene Ontology annotation, molecular function: 4 iron, 4 sulfur cluster binding.